AUUCAGUCUUUUCCGUUUUAAUGGCUGUUAGUGGAUGCUGUGACAUGCUAACGUCGUGGGAACACUGGGAAGGGUCCAGAUUUUUCAUUCCAGUUUUUCUCCUCUCGCACGCAUGUACGCUGAGGACGAGCGAGCUACCCAACGGAACGUAAUUUACAGGGAGAAGACGAAGACGAUACAGAGAGAUUCUCCUCACCUGCGAUCAUCUCCGGCCACUCCGAGGGAGAUGUUUCCAGAGAUAAAUCGGUGCUUCUUCGUCUUGUACGGGGCAAAACACCAUUUGGGUCUGGUUUUUCUCUGGCCUCCAACUAGAAGCGCAGGUCAUUAUUGGAGCUCCCGUAUUAUAUAAGGUAAUUUGCAGCUUUACAACUACCUCAAUUACUGGAAAACAAGGUAAGAAAGGAAACAAGAAUAGAAAACAUCAAUUUUUGCAUUUAUUUUGCCAAAAGUACUGUGAUCCGCAAGAGAAGUGUUGAUGAGAGGAUCAUGUCACUACCUUGGAAGUAAAGGCAGAUUCCUCCCUCUAAUCUCUCCACAACUUGCUGUGGCUUUGUAUAUAUGUGUGCUUGUGUUCAAGGAAAAAACUUUGAGGUGUAGCUGUUUGGUACAAGUAGAACAGCAUGGAUACCCUUGGGAAAAAGUUUGGAUUCAAAGGAAUUUUCCGGGUUGACAUUCUUGUGUUUUUCACCGUAAAUUUGAGCUACAAUGUUUUGGUUGUCAACGGAGAUGAAAUUAUAGAGCCAGUGGUGGGGAAAUUAGACAAUCCAUUGGCAUAUUCUAUCAUAAACCAUGGGAUAUAUGAAGAGGGUGAAAUGGAAGACGGGGCAUGGACCAUGGUACAGACUAAGGGGAACCAAUUCGUGGUUUAUGGGCAAGCUUUUUAUGUUAAUGGAUUCAACACUUACUGGUUGAUGGAAUUUGCUGUGGAGCAGUCAACAAGAGGAAAGGUCAAUGAGGUGUUUCAACAGGUCUCUGCCGUUGGCCUAACAGUCUGUCGUACUUGGGCUUUCAAUGAUGGCCAGGGGCAAGCUCUUCAAAAAUCAGCAUCUGUCUAUGAUGACGAAGUUUUCCAGGCCUUGGACUUUGUUGUCAUUGAAGCAAAGAAGUACAAGAUUAGGCUCAUAUUGACAUUGACUAACUACUGGGAUGGGUUUGGUGGCAAACCACAAUAUGUGAAAUGGGGUAAAGCUGCUGGUUUGAAUUUAACCUCAGAUGGUGACUUCUUCACGCAUGUGACUAUCAAAAGUUACUACAAGGCCAAUCUUAAGACCGUGCUUAAUAGGGUGAAUACACUCACCAACAUUACUUACAAGGAUGACCCCACAAAUCUAGGUUGGUUUCCUUUAUCAUCUCGCAUUUUAUAG
This is a messenger RNA of Rhododendron vialii, 1364 nucleotides long. RefSeq names its product mannan endo-1,4-beta-mannosidase 6-like. Lineage: Eukaryota; Viridiplantae; Streptophyta; Magnoliopsida; Ericales; Ericaceae. Bases 621 to 1364 code for a protein of 247 amino acids. The transcript has 6 exons. The record is from RefSeq and is a predicted model, not a curated record. Gene Ontology annotation, molecular function: hydrolase activity, hydrolyzing O-glycosyl compounds.